UGACAGACGCGAAAGCAAACUGCAAUGGAGGUGAAUGUCACUUGGUGAAGAAAAUGCACAUGGCCGAGUGAUGCUGCUGAUACUGCGCCUGACCUGUCAAGAUCGACGAUUGGCUGGACGGAACAACGCCCGGCAUUAGAGAAGACAGGGGGACAAAUGACCUGGUCAUUAUUGGCUGUCGAAUGGAUACGCUGCGACGUUUCAGUCCCCGGCAAAUGCAUUUCUUUUCGCCUGAGAUCGUCAGGGACCACCAGGUACCUAAUCCCGCUAAUUGGUCGCUUGGUCCGCUGGAUUGUCCACAACCCCUUGGCGGCAAAGACGACAAAGGAUCAGAUCGUCUCCGGGUCUUUUAUUUCUCUUCGUUGAAGUCUUUGAUUUGGUCAUGCAACCCCUUUCAGGGGGGAUACCCCUUGAGACUCCUUUUUACUGAAAAGCUUGGAAUUGAUCCACCGUUUCACCACACCGACUUCUGCCAAUCCCUCUAUCGCACCAGCCAUAGGGUCGCCACGAUGCCACGCGCGCUAGAGACGUCUGCCCAGGACAUGCCAAGGUAUGGAUGGACGGCAGGGAGGGGCCCGCCGCUAGAGGUGGAGAAGCUCCACGACAUAAACGAAUAUGACAGCGACCGUGGGACAAUGGGGCCGAAUCCACCACCCCCUCCCCCUUUGCUCCCGCUCACGAUGGUGCCUCCAUGAUACAAUUGUCGUAGUUAAUCCACCCUGUUCCUCUCUUUCUUUUUUUCUCGUGUUCUUGCCAUCGUGCUCUGCUUUUCCAUCGUUGCGUGCGCGUGUGUACUCUGUCGCUCCUUUCGACCAUUGUGCUGCUCUGAAAGCCUGGUGCUUUGUGUUCGCUCAUUUAGCACAUCAAUAACAUUUCUACACGCUCACACGUUGUUUGGCAAUUGGUUGAAUACUGCAAUCUCCGCAUUGACAACUACCAACCCCUU
Messenger RNA from Xylona heveae TC161, 946 nucleotides. RefSeq lists its product as hypothetical. The record is from RefSeq and is a predicted model, not a curated record. The transcript has 2 exons. NCBI's taxonomy places the organism in Eukaryota, Fungi, Ascomycota, Xylonomycetes, Xylonales, Xylonaceae. The coding region runs from base 183 to 695 and encodes 170 amino acids.